Molecule: messenger RNA, 2697 nt
Organism: Loa loa (African eye worm)
Lineage: Eukaryota; Metazoa; Nematoda; Chromadorea; Rhabditida; Onchocercidae
Exons: 15
Coding region: 1-2697 (898 amino acids)
Biological process (GO): molting cycle, collagen and cuticulin-based cuticle; endocytosis
Cellular component (GO): plasma membrane; cytoplasmic vesicle membrane
Source: RefSeq, a predicted model, not a curated record
AUGGGGAUGAUCGAAGAGCUGGAAAAAGCGAUUGCUGGGAAUUUCAGAACUUUGGGUGCUUUCAUUGGAAAGAAACCCAUACGGGUGAUCGUCACAAUGCUGAUUCUAUCGAGCUUAACAAGCCUAGGAAUAUUUAAACUCAAUGAAGUUAAUAAUGUUAGGACUGAAUAUUCACCCAGUAAUGCACCCAGCAAAAUCGAGCAUACCGUCGCUAUGAAUUUUCUUGGACAGAACGGCACACUGGAUCCGGUAUAUGUUUUGGUCGAAGCGCGUGACAAUGGAUCGUUGUUGCGUGAUGAAUAUCGAAAAACAUUGAUACAAUUAAUUAAACAAAUUCAGUCUAAUAUUACAAUUCAAUACAAAGGUCAACAAUAUGGAUUCAAGGAGUUGUGCGAACCAUACUGCGAGUUAAAUGCCGCUUUCAUGGCAUUCCUAAAACUUUAUGAUCCGAACAAUCAAGUUACAUACACCUAUCCAACUAUCGAUUUUUUGGGAUCACAGAUCUUCAUUGGGAAUAAUGUUUACGGUGUGGAACUUGAGGAAAAUACAAGUUUUAUUAAGUCAUUCUCAACCGCAGUUUUCGAACUAUUCAUUAGCGCAUCAAAUGAUGAGAUCCUGUACGAAUGGCAAUUGGAAAUACAACAAUAUUACAAUCAGGAAGAAUUUCAGCUAUUUAGUGUCGGCCUCACCAGUGAUUGCCUGGUUUCGGUAGAAGUUCGUCGAAUGGGUUUGGAAACUGCGCCAGUCCUUUUUGGAUCCGUUUGUAUCAUGAUAUUUUUCAUUGCAGUCAGUUCGAUCAGAAGAAAUCCAUUAAAAAGUAAACCUUGGGAAUCGCUUAUCGGUAGUCUAAUACCGAUCCUCUCCGUAUUAAUGUCAACAGGAAUACUAUCUCUCUGUGGACUCCGAUACCAGUCAAUUGUCAUUGUGACAUAUUUUUUGGUAUUAUCAGUUGGUGUCGAUGAUGUAUUUAUUAUAAUGCGUGCAUGGGAUCGAACAAGUAUCACAAUACCGAUACCGGCACGACUGGCAAAAACACUCGAGAAUGCUGGGCCUUCAAUUACAAUCAGCUCACUUACCAAUGCCUUAUCAUUCGGAAUCGGUAUUUUUUCAUCAACUCCAGCAGUACGUACAUUUUCAAUCUAUUCAUGUUUUGCCAUCAUUGUUUGCUACUUCUUCCAGUUGAUUUUAUUUACCGCUGUAUUAGCCUUAAGCGGAAAGCGUGAGCGGAACAAUUAUCAGGCGUUAUUUUGCUGCUUUAAAGCUGAUCCCAGUGCACGAAAUCGAACUGCUGAAAAAAUAUCUCAUUUUCAAAACUGGCUUAUCAAAUCAUGGUCAUCCAUAAUAACAACGUGGUUUAUUAGAGCAUUGCUUGUGGUGGUGUUGGUAGCGUAUUAUUAUAUAUCUCUCCGGGGUAUUCUAAAAAUGGAAGUUAAAAUUUCGGUCGACAAGAUGGCUCUUCCGGAUUCAUAUCUUCACAGCUUUCAAUUUAUUUUUGAAAAAGCCCUUCGAAGCAUGCAACCAAUCACUGUUUUUGUUAUGAAUCCAGGUGAUCUAAGGGAUCCUGAUCGACUGAAUGGAAUCAAAUCAAUGGUAUCAGAAUAUGAGCACGGUCUUCACAGCUAUGGCAAUAAAUCGACACUCUUCUGGCUUCAACAAUAUGAUGAAUUCCUAUCAUUUUAUAAUGAAUCGGAAGAUUUCACGUAUACAGAAAUUCCUGCAUUUUUCAAAUCUGCAACAUAUUUCUUCCUUAGCUCAUUUGUACAUAUGAACGAAACCGCUUGUUACGAUAAUCAACCGGAAUGCAUUUCUUCCUUCUUUUUUGUCACCAAUUUUCAUGGGGUUAUCAGAUAUGAUGAAAUGAUCCCAGCAGUUGUUGACUGGAGACGUAUAGCGGCGAAAUAUUCUGAUUAUGAAGUAUAUCCUUAUAGUGACCAUACUCCUUUCGUUGACCAGACCAUAGCAAUCAAAGGGACGAUAUUGUGGAGCAUGAUAGCAGCCUUGUUCUGUUCGGCAACAGUCUGCUUCAUUUUUAUUCCGAAUUUAAUCAGUAUUAGUUGUGCGGUUUUUUCAAUAUUCAGUAUCAGCAUCGGUAUAUUUGGGUUAUUAUCGCAUAUGGAAGUAGACUUGGAUCCGAUCACUAUGGCUGCACUUCUGAUGGCUAUCGGCUUUUCAGUGGAUUUCACAACUCACAUUAGCUAUCACUACUACAAAACGACAGCUAAGGACAGUCGAGAUCGCCUUGAAGAAGCACUGACAGUAAUUGGCUGGCCAAUGUUGCAAGUGGCUAUUUCCACCAUUGUCGCACUUUUACCGUUGUUGUUGAAGCAGUCGUAUUUGGCAAUGGUAUUCAUCAAAACUGUUACAAUUACCGCAGCGCUCGGUAUUUUUCACAGUCUCAUCGUACUUCCGGUUCUGCUCACUACCAUUAAUUCUUUUGUGCAAGGAUCAUGCGCAGAAAAGGAGAGUUGUCGUAGAUUGCGAAAAGUAAUCAACAAGAUUAAAAGUGAGGUCAAGAAAACGCAAUAUAAGGGCAGAGCAACGCAAGUAGGUGGUGAUAAGGAAGAAAAAAAUGCAAAAAGAGCACCAAUCUCACAGCUAGAUAUUAUUAACACCGCUCCUGAGGCAUACAUUCAUAAAAUAGAGCUUGGUAGAGCUUUAUCAUCUCCAAUAUCAACCAGUGAUAAAAGUAAUUCAUAA